This is a messenger RNA of Aphanomyces invadans, 1656 nucleotides long. RefSeq lists its product as hypothetical. The record is from RefSeq and is a predicted model, not a curated record. The transcript is spliced from 5 exons. Bases 1 to 1656 code for a protein of 551 amino acids. Lineage: Eukaryota; Oomycota; Saprolegniomycetes; Saprolegniales; Verrucalvaceae.
AUGAGCAGGGUGGAGCCGGCCCGUGCCGAGUCGAUUGCAUUGCCGAAAGAUGAUGAGGUCCAGUCGCCCGAGCCCGCGGCAUUCCACGUCGUCGCCUUGCCUGAAGCGAGGCAUACAAAUGGCCGUCGAGCGUCGUUCUUGACGGAGACAAUUUUGUCGUCGCAGGCUCCUCCGGUCGAACCAGCCCACACGAAUCGCAUACUCACAAAUGUCCUGAAAAAGCUCGCGAGCCACAGCGACACGACGGGGCCCGAGACCAAGUCCAAGUAUCGCGCGUUGAUCCAAAAAGCUGCCCAGCGGACGAUCAUGAUUGUGCGUGCCAAGCACUCGGCCCAGACCGUGCAAAAGAUCACCGUCCGCUUCUCUACCCACCAGCCGACGGACCUCCCCCGUACAGUCAAGCUCCCCCUCUUGAAAGAAAAGAUUGUGUGCCACAACCGGUAUGACGAGAACCGAAAAAGCACCAAGUUGUUCCGCGACGUGUUCGAGACUGCCCCCGAGCUCGAGGCCAUUGUCAAGGACAUGUUUUGGUACAUCGUGUCGUCUGAGUUUCAAACGGGCAAACACGCGAAGCUCGAGCACGACUUUUACGACCGUGUCGCUGACAACUUUACCGCCCUCUUCAUCAAGCUCCAGAUGAACCCCGCGACAAGGGACUCAGGCGUGAUGGAGAAAUUGCCCGAUGCCAUGUCGCAGCUCCUGUUCCUGGCCCUCCACGACGCGUUCCCGAUCUCUCGAUACCUCUUCGACGACGACGUGCGCCGGAAGCUCAUCACGAUUUGUUAUUCGUGGUUUGUCGGGUUUGUACCGUCCAAGGUCUCGUGGGGACACUGGUUGCCGGAGCUGUCCAUGCAAUCGCAGCGCAAGUCGGCAGCGCUCAACGAGUUUCCUGCCCUUCGUAAUCGCGUGCGGCGCGUCGAGCGCCUGGAAAAGAUCAAAACCAUCGAGAUCCAAAACCACCAGAAGAACAUCAAGCUCAAAAACGAGGACGAAGACGAUGCCAAGCAACACGCGGGCCUGUCGUCGAACCAAGAGAGCGUCACCAACGCAUCGAAACGUGCUGACGACUGCGGGGAUGCAACAGCCAAGUGCCACCAGCGCCAGUUGCCAGUCGUGUCGCAGCGACUGAAAUCCCUCGAACGCGCCACGUACAGUCUGCAGAACUCGCCUCUCAUCACAACGUUCUUGAAGCGGCACAAUCUUGAGCACAAUGCCAAGGGACUCAACGUUGACCUGCGCCUUACGAACGACGCCGACCACCUACUGGGCAAACAAGAAGCACUCCAUCAAAAGGGAGCCCCGUUGCAGCGGAAACGGCCUGUGCUUGAUGCUAAUUCUUACGUCGACCUCGUUUCGAAGUUUGAGGCCCAUGGAAAGGAUUUGAAAGCUCAGUACGCGUCCGAGAAGGCCGCCAUGCUGCAGCAGAACGAAGAGAGCAAGGCGCUAUACGCUGCAGCGCAAAAGCACCUGAGCGACCAGUACCACACGAUUACGUCCAGGAGUCGCGGCGUGCAUGAGCUGAGCAAUAUGUUGGUGUGCAAAUCCCAAGGCACAGACACGAUGGGCAUGCCUAAACAGCCGGGGCUAGCGCAGCAGCCUGGGCGACAUCAUCGGGGGCUAGGAACGCCACGUCGCACGAAUACAAUAGCACCGUAG